UGGAGGCGGGGGCUUUCCAGAGGAGGACCCUGGGCAGGAGUCUGGACACGAGGUCCGUGCACCCCGAGGAGGAAAUGAGAGGGUGGUGGGUCAGUCAGGAGUCAGCUGGUUCCCUCCGGCCGGAUCCGAGAAGCCACAGGACACUCUUCACUUCCCUGGACUUGAGCAGGGCCCAGGAAUGGCCGCGGGGCAGUGGGGCCGGAGGGGGCAGGAGGCCUCUGCGGGGCGAGAGGAUCGUGGUGUGGACCUUUAGGGAAAAGCCUGGUCAGCUUUUCUGGAGUCAGAACUCACCAGUUCAGGAGACACGGGGACAGGAGCGGGACAGCUGCAGGCUUAGACGAGUAGAGGAGGGCACACACCGGGCCGCUGGCCAGUGUGCCCCCGGCCAUACCCACAUCUCCAGUCCGGUGCUCUAGUUCCUGAACCCUCAGACUAACCAGCCCGAGCAAAGCGUGUCCUGAGGAAGUGGGAGACCGCAUGGAGCCCUCAACCCUGAUGAAAGCUGGCUCCGAGCAGGAGGAGGGCUUCGAGGUGCAGCCCAGGAAGGUGACUGACCUGGGCUCAGCCCCCAACCUCCGGCGAAACAACAGCAGCCUCUGCAAGAAGAGAAGACCUCAGUACCCCUUCAACAGCUGUGAGAAGCAGGAAAAUCUCAGCUCAUGGAUUCCUGAAAAUAUCAAGAAGAAAGAGUGCAUGUACUUCGUGGAAAGCUGCAAACUGUCUGAUGCUGGGAAGGCGGUGUGUGAGUGUCGCUACACACGCGAGCAGCAUUUGGAGGAGGCCCUCAGGCCCCACGCCUUCCAGGAUGACGAGUGGGACCCAGAAAAGCACAUCCAGGAGGUCCCGACGGACGCCUUUGGUGACAUCGCCUUCACGGGCCUGGGCCAGAAGGUGGGGAAGUACGUCCGCGUCUCCCAGGACACCCCCUCCAGCGUGAUCUACCACCUCAUGACGCAGCACUGGGGCCUGGACAUCCCCAGCCUCCUCAUCUCAGUCACGGGAGGGGCUAAGGACUUCAACAUGAAGCCCCAGCUGAAGAGCAUCUUCCGCAGAGGCCUGGUCAAGGUGGCCCAGACCACAGGGGCCUGGAUCAUUACCGGGGGCUCCCACACCGGUGUGAUGAAGCAGGUGGGCGAGGCCGUGCGCGACUUCAGCCUGAGCAGCAGCCACAACAAAGCCGAGGUUGUCACCAUUGGCAUCGCCACGUGGGGCACUGUGCACAACCGAGACGGACUGGUCCACCCCACGGGCGGCUUCCCUGCCGAGUACAUCGUGGAUGAGGAAGGCCAAGGGCACCUGACCUGCCUGGACAGCAACCACUCCCACUUCAUCCUCGUGGACGACGGGACCCACGGCCGCUAUGGGGUGGAGAUCGCCCUGAGGACCAGGCUGGAGAAGUUCAUAUCGGAGCAGACAAAGGAGCGAGGGGGCGUGGCCAUCAAGAUCCCCAUUGUCUGUGUCGUGCUGGAGGGGGGACCCGGCACACUGCAUACCAUCUACAACGCCAUCACCCAAGGCACCCCCUGCGUGGUUGUGGAGGGCUCAGGCCGCGUGGCCGAUGUCAUCGCCCAGGUGGCCAGCCUGCCCGUCUCCGAGAUCACCAUCUCCCUGACCCAGCGGAAGCUGGCCAUGUUUUUCCAGGAGAUAUUUGAGACCUUCACCGAAGGCGACAUUGUGGAGUGGACCAAAAAGAUCCAAGACAUUGUCCGGAGGCGGCAGCUGCUGACCAUCUUCCGGGAGGGCAAGGAUGGCCAGCAUGACGUGGACGUGGCCAUCCUGCAGGCCUUGCUGAAAGCCUCUCGGAGCCGUGCCCACUUUGGGCAUGAGAACUGGGACCACCAGCUGAAGCUGGCAGUGGCGUGGAACCGCGUGGACAUUGCCCGCAGCGAGAUCUUCACAGACGAGCGGCAGUGGAAGCCUUCAGAGCUUCACCCCAUGAUGACAGCCGCCCUCAUCUCCAACAAGCCUGACUUCGUGAAGCUCUUCCUGGAGAACGGGGUGCGGCUGCAGGACCUGGUCACCUGGGACACGCUGCUGUACCUGUACGAGAACCUGAGCCCCUCCUGCCUGUUCCACUGCAAGCUGCAGAAGGUGCUGGCCAGGGAGCCCACCGCGCCCGCCCUGCUCAUGCACCACGUGGCCCAGCUGCUACAGGAGCUGCUGGGGGACUUCACGCAGCCGCUGUACCCCCCGCCCCUCUCCAACGACCAGCCGCGGCUCCUGACCGUGCCCCACAUCAAGCUCAACGUGCAGGGGGUGAGUCUCCAGUCCCUCUACAAGCAUCCAUCAGACCAUGUCACCUUCACCAUGGACCCGGUCCGUGAUCUUCUCAUCUGGGCCAUCAUCCAGAACCGCCGGGAGCUGGCAGAAAUCAUCUGGGCUCAGAGCCAGGACUGCAUAGCGGCGGCCCUGGCCUGCAGCAAGAUCCUCAAGGAGCUCUCCAAGGAGGAGGAGGACACGGACAGCUCCGAGGACAUGCUGGCGCUCGCGAACGAGUAUGAGCACCGAGCCAUCGGGGUCUUCACCGAGUGCUACCGGAAGGAUGAGGAGAGAGCGCAGAAGCUGCUCAUCCGUGUGUCGGAGGCCUGGGGGAAGACCACCUGCCUGCAGCUGGCACUGGAGGCCAAGGACAUGAAGUUCGUGUCUCAUGGAGGCGUCCAGGCCUUCCUGACCAAGGUGUGGUGGGGCAAGCUCUGUGUGGACAACGGGCUCUGGCGCGUGCUCCUGUGCAUGGCGUUCUUCCCACUACUCUGCACCGGCCUGGUCUCCUUCAGGGAGAAGCGGCUGCAGGCGUCCUGCGGCCUGGCCCGCGUGCGCGCCUUCUUCAACGCGCCGGUGGUCAUCUUCCACCUCAACACCCUGUCCUACUUCUCGUUCCUGUGCCUGUUCGCCUACGUGCUCAUGGUGGACUUCCAGCCCUCGCCCUCCCGCAGCGAGUGCGUCAUCUACCUCUGGCUCUUCUCCCUGGUCUGCGAGGAGCUGCGGCAGCUCCUCUAUGACCCUGACGGCUGCGGGCUGGCGAAGACGGCCCUGCUGUACUUCGGCGACUUCUGGAACAAGCUGGACAUCACGGCCAUCCUGCUCUUCUUAGCGGGACUGAGCUGCAGGCUGAUACCGGCGUUGCUGUACCCCGGGCGCAUCAUCCUGUCUCUGGAUUUCAUCAUGUUCUGUCUUCGGCUGAUGCACAUUUUCACCAUCAGUAAGACGCUGGGGCCCAAGAUAAUCAUCCUGAAGCGGAUGAUGAAGGACGUCUUCUUUUUCAUCUUCUUGCUGGCCGUGUGGGUCGUGUCCUUCGGGGUGGCCAAGCAGGCCAUCCUCAUCCACAACGAGAGCCGGGUGGACUGGAUCUUCCGGGGCGUCGUGUACCAGUCGUACCUCACCAUCUUCGGACACAUUCCAGCCUACAUCGACGCCGUGGACUUCAACCUAGACCAGUGCAGCCCCAAUGGCACCGACCCGUACAAGCCCAAGUGCCCGGAGAGCGACGCCAGCCGGCACCAGCCCGUCUUCCCAGAGUGGCUGACGGUCACCCUGCUCUGCCUGUACCUGCUCUUCACCAACAUCCUGCUGCUGAACCUGCUCAUCGCCAUGUUCAACUACACGUUCCAGCAGGUCCAGGAGCACACGGACCAGAUCUGGAAGUUCCAACGCCACGGCCUGAUCGAGGAGUACCAGGGCCGGCCCCCCGCGCCACCCCCCUUCAUCCUCCUCAGCCAUCUGCAUCUCUUCAUCAAGAGGGUCAUCCUCAAGAUACCCGCCAGGCGACACAAGCAGCUCAAGAACAAGCUGGAGAAGAAUGAGGAGUCCGUGCUCCUGUCCUGGGAGAUGUACCUGAAGGAGAGUUACCUGCAGAGCCUGCAGGACCAGCAGAGGCAGAGGCCGGAGCAAAAGAUGCAGGACAUCAGCAACAGGGUGGACACCAUGGUGAACCUGCUGGAAAUGGACCUUCUGAAGCAGUCGGGCUCCAUGGAGCAGAGACUGUCCUCCUUGGAGGAGCAGGUGGCGCAGACGGCCAGAGCACUGCACUGGAUCGUGAAGACCCUGAGGGACGGCGGCCUUGGCUCGGGGGAGGAACCCCCCACCCUGGCACCCCAGAAGGCCUCGGAGGGGCAGGGUCUGGAGCUGGACAGCAGGCAGGAAGUGGAGGACCUGGGCGACGCCCCCCAUGUGAAUGCCCGGCACCUCAUGUACCCCGACUCCCCCGUCCUGCGGUUCCCUGUGCCCAAUGAGAAGGUUCCCUGGGAGACGGAGUUUCUCAUCUACGACCCGCCCUUUUACACGGCGGAGAGGAAGGACAGAGACUCGGUGGACCCCGUGGGGAAGUGCUGGUGUCCCCCCAGCACCCUGGAGCCCCUGUCCCAGGUCCGCUUCAACGCCGUGGACGGCCCCACGGACCGUAGGAGCUUCCAGGGCAGCUACGCAGUUCGGGACGGGCUCCCUCUGAACCCCAUGGGCCGCACAGGGCUGCGUGGUCGCGGGGGCCUCAGUCGCUUCGGGCCCAACCACACACUGCAGCCUGUGGUCACUCGACUCAUAGUGUGGGACAGCCGGGUCCCUGAAAGCCACUCUCGCAGAGGCCGGCCAGCGGUCAGGCGAGUGGGAGCGGGUCCAGGAAAGGAGACAGCCGGUCCCGGGAGGGGAGGUGUGAGCCGGGUCCCCCGCAGGUGGAGGAGGAAUCAGGACGGAGCCAUCUGCAGAAAAGGCAUAAAGAAAGUGCUGGAAGUGCUGGUGGUGAAGCACCCCCUCUCAGAACACUGGGCCUUGCCAGGGGGCUCCCGGGAACCAGGCGAGACGCUGCCUCGGAAGCUGAAGCAGGCCCUCUGCAGAGAGUUCUGGCCUUCCUUCGAGAGCCUGCUGAAGCGGGGCACGGAGGUGUACAAAGGCUACGUGGACGACCCGCGGAACACGGACAACGCCUGGAUCGAGACAGUGGCCAUCAGUGUCCACUUCCCGGACCAGAGCGACGAGCUGAAGAGGCUGAACUCUCACCUGCUUGCCCGCGACCCACGGAUGUCCAUCCAGUGGCAGGUGGUGGACAGACGCAUCCCGCUGUAUGCCAACCUCAAGACCAUCCUCCAGGAGGCGGCCACUCUGUAUGGGGCUCACUACUGACAGGGCUCAGGCCGAGGCUGGUGCGCCCCCAGCCCCUCGGAGACUUGGGCUGCACGACGCCCCGUGGACCUCCGCAGGCCAGGGGCACAGCGUGACGUGGUUUGGGGACCCGCCGCGCCUCGUGGCCCGCUGGAAUCAACCGCCAGAUGAGCUCGUGAACCCGAAGGCGACAGGGCUCUCUGAAAGGGCAGCCGAGGCAGGGGACAGGCUGGCUCCGGUCACACGGCAGCUCCUCAAGAUGGAGGUGGCCCCUGAGAGCCCACCAGCCAUCACGGCCUCUCUCGAGCGGCGAGCGGCCAGCUGAGGGUCUGGAUCCUCCUGGCAGCCUCGCCCUUGGCUGGAGUCCACUCCCUCCUGGUCAUGUCCUGAUCAGCACAUCCCCCACCGGGUGUGCACAGCCCAAGGCCUGUGUCUCUCAGGGAGCUAGGGUUCCCCUGUGGCCUCCUCCUUGGGCCCAGGCCCCACAGAUGGCCUCCACUGUGACCUGAUGCGGUCCCUCGCCGGGCCUGAGGUGGACACUAUGGGAACCCAGUUCCUGCCCAGUCCACCUUCAGGGCUGAGCCCCUCAGCAGGGGCAGGAAGAUGGCAGCUCAGACCUGCUCUGGACACGCAGGGGGUCCCGGCCUGUGCACGGCCUGGGACCCAGGUGGGGCUCUCCCACAUGCAGUGCCCCGUCCCUCCCAUUGUGAGCCCUGGGAGGAGCGGGGGUGGGGUGGGG
Messenger RNA from Hipposideros armiger (great roundleaf bat), 5830 nucleotides. It is a transcript of the gene TRPM2, whose product is annotated as transient receptor potential cation channel subfamily M member 2. Gene Ontology annotation, biological process: release of sequestered calcium ion into cytosol. Gene Ontology annotation, molecular function: ligand-gated calcium channel activity. The transcript has 34 exons. The coding region runs from base 478 to 5112 and encodes 1544 amino acids. The record is from RefSeq and is a predicted model, not a curated record. Lineage: Eukaryota; Metazoa; Chordata; Mammalia; Chiroptera; Hipposideridae. Gene Ontology annotation, cellular component: plasma membrane.